Prorocentrum cordatum is the source of this 477-nucleotide messenger RNA. The record is from the annotation of a GenBank genome assembly. Lineage: Eukaryota; Dinophyceae; Prorocentrales; Prorocentraceae.
AUGUUGUUUCUAGAACCCUCGCCACGAAUCGCCCACGUGGCGUUUGAUCAGUCUUGUCUUAGGCUGCCCUCCUUGUCCUGCUCCAGCAAACAGCUUCCUUCUCGGCUCUUGUUUGCCUCCCACGCGUCUGCGGUGUUCGUGCACUUUUUCCCAGCUAGUGUUUUGUCGCCGCUGGCGAUGUUCAUUGAAUCAUUGAAUGCGUUUCAGGCGCGCCGCCUGCGAAGAAUUCGGGGCAUUUCGCAUUCAUGCGUUGGUCGCGUCUCCAACGCCGCAGUUUUGAAUGAGGCCCAGCGCAAGAAACUCAGCGAUCUUCUUUCGCCGCGGCAAUUGAUUUUGUUCGGAGAUAUUGCGCGAAAGGGCAACGAUCACCCUGUCAGUCAAGUCGUUUUCCAGCCUUCACCUUCCGACCUGACGCAGCAGCCCGGCCGCCGAAAGAGGGGCGUGCCCCCGCAGGUGUGGGUGUCAGAGUUGUAUUAG